UAGCAAUCGUAACGGAAGAGGAUGUCUCUGGAAACUGAAAGCAACCGUUUCUCACAGUUUUAGCAAGACUUAGCCGGCCACCCUUGUCCCGCGACGGCGGCCUCAGGGAGGGCCAUUAGCGCGCGCGCAGUUUCCCGCCAGAUCGCCUGUUGCCGCGGCCAUGAGGAGCCUCUGGUGGUGGUGGUGCUGUGGUCCGUCGGUCCUGCUGACUCUCCUCCUCGGGGAAGUGAGAAGUAAAUACGCGCCUUUACCCGACAUCACCAACCGCACCUUUAUCAAGCAAUACCUCGACAUCCACAACAAGUUCCGCAGCGAAGUCAAGCCCUCUGCCUCCAACAUGCUCUACAUGACAUUUGAUUUAGCUUUAGCUAGAAUUGCUAGAGCAUGGGCAAAUAAAUGUGUUUGGAAACAUAAUCCUAAUCAAAGGUACCAUCCUGAUCGUAUGUUUAAGCCAACCGGAGAAAAUAUGUGGUUGGGAAGUGCAAGCAGAAAUCCAAUUAAUGUCGAGGGUCCAAUUCGAGCAUUUCAUAGUGAAGUAAAUUACUAUACCUUUUCUACCCAUCAUUGCAGCCGUGUAUGUGGACAUUAUACGCAGGUAGUUUGGGCUGCUUCACACAAAGUUGGCUGCGCUGUUGUUUACUGCCGUUAUAUGGGUGGAAAGGAAAAAAAUAAUAACAUUUUAGUUUGCAAUUACGCUCCAGCGGGCAAUUACGGUGGAGUACGUCCUUAUAAAGAGGGGAAGCCAUGCAGUAACUGUCCAAAAGGUGACACUUGUAAAGACAAUCUCUGUAGAAAUCCUGAACGUGAGAAAGAAAACAAUUUACGUUAUUCACGAUGGUAUCCACCAUUUGAAAGGCGGAUUAUAUGUGAUCCAUCUUGCAUUGCUGUUGCUGUUUUAAGACCAUUGUUAAUGUUCCUGGCAUUUGCUGCUGUUUAUUGCUUACAAAUCUAUUAUCCGGGUUUAAGUUUUUCUAAAUAAUCUUCAGUAUUUUGUAUGCAUAAAACUUUCUUUGACUACUUUGAUUAAUUAUAAGAUUAUAUUUAUAUGAAUUGUUACAUUAUUUUCCUGUUUUCUUUUUUAAAAGUAGAUUUGGUUCAAUUCAUUGUUUUUAUGGAAUUUUGUCCACUUCUUAAUGCCUUUUAAUUCUGUUGAUACACAUAUAAAACAAAAUAUAUUUAAUAUGUUCCAUGUUUUGUAAACAUGUAUAUUAAAAUUAGGGAGUUGUGAUUAAUAAAUGUUAAUGU
Thamnophis elegans (Western terrestrial garter snake) is the source of this 1245-nucleotide messenger RNA. RefSeq names its product GLIPR1-like protein 1. Gene Ontology annotation, cellular component: extracellular region. Bases 161 to 979 code for a protein of 272 amino acids. Lineage: Eukaryota; Metazoa; Chordata; Lepidosauria; Squamata; Natricidae. The record is from RefSeq and is a predicted model, not a curated record. The transcript is spliced from 6 exons.